CGGAGCAAGAAAUCCGUACUCAACAUGACAGGACGAGGCAAGGGCGGAAAGGGGCUCGGAAAGGGUGGCGCCAAGCGUCAUCGCAAGGUGUUGCGUGAUAACAUCCAGGGUAUCACCAAGCCUGCAAUCCGUCGUCUUGCUCGCCGUGGAGGUGUCAAGCGUAUCUCUGGUCUCAUCUACGAAGAAACCCGUGGUGUCCUCAAGGUGUUCCUCGAGAACGUGAUCCGUGACGCCGUCACCUACACCGAGCACGCCAAGAGGAAGACCGUCACCGCCAUGGACGUCGUCUACGCCCUCAAGCGCCAGGGACGCACCCUGUACGGUUUCGGAGGUUAAACGUUUUCACCGUCAACUAUUACCACCAAAACAAACAACCCCCACCAAACCAAAAACCUUGGACCUAUCUUAGGUCCUACAAA
Penaeus monodon (black tiger shrimp) is the source of this 419-nucleotide messenger RNA. Its product is annotated as histone H4. Gene Ontology annotation, molecular function: protein heterodimerization activity; DNA binding; structural constituent of chromatin. The transcript has a single exon. Gene Ontology annotation, biological process: nucleosome assembly. Gene Ontology annotation, cellular component: nucleosome. NCBI's taxonomy places the organism in Eukaryota, Metazoa, Arthropoda, Malacostraca, Decapoda, Penaeidae. The record is from RefSeq and is a predicted model, not a curated record. Bases 25 to 336 code for a protein of 103 amino acids.